Chara braunii is the source of this 2575-nucleotide messenger RNA. Lineage: Eukaryota; Viridiplantae; Streptophyta; Charophyceae; Charales; Characeae. The record is from the annotation of a GenBank genome assembly.
GCCGUUAAAUAUUUUAUUCAAAGUUCUGUUCUGAUUGGACUGCAUGUCAUGAUUCGAACUUCUGCUGCAAUUCAUUUCGACCCCAUGGGGGGUGGGGAAAUGCUGUCAAAUUUUUGAUUGAUUGAUUGAUUGAUUGAUUGAUUGAUUGGUUGAUUGAUUGAUGAGCUUGAUUGAUUGAUAGAGGGAGAGAGAGAGACGAAAAGGCAGGGAGAGAGAGACAGACGUAGACUCAGACAACAUUUGAUCUGAUCUCCCAUGGCCCCUUGUCGUUUGAUUGGGCAGUUUUCAAUGUCUGCAGGAUGCCUAAGGGAGGUUCAGAUGCCAUUAAGCGGCACUUCGUGCAGCUCGAAGUGGUGGGGGAUCCGGACAAGGGCAAAUACAAAUGGAAGUGCUGGUACUGCGAACAUGUCUUCCCGGGCACUGCGAAUCGCUACGCUAAGCACUUCAUGUCUACGACGAAGGGGCCAAGAUGUAACAUGGCAAGGGUGAGCAGUAGGCUGUCGGCGGAGGAGAAAGAGAGGAGAGAGUUGGGCCGACUUGAGGCCAUUGCUCUGGUCUUGGGAAAGCGGCAAGCGCAUGAGGAUGUUGAUGAAUUUGAGGAAUGUCGUUCCCAAGAGAGGGACGUGGAUGAGCAGGUUGUGGGGGAGGAGGACGAGUGCAAUAGCCCAACCUCUCCGCAGGCAAGUACCCAAAAGCAGCCAAACAGCACGCGUUCAUCCAACAUCCGGGCGCGGCAAACUACGCUCGAAGAGGGUGGGGCAAUCGUGUCAAAGAACGAGGAAGCACAGCGCUCAAUUGAUGAUUGGUUGGUGUUUGAUCGGGUCCCAUUCACGAUGGUGCGCAGCAAGUACUUCUUGCGGAUGUUGCAGAAGGUUCGCGAAGCAGAACGGUCCUUCAUCCCUGCGAAGUACGAUGUGCAGCGAACGAAGAGAUUAGACGUCAGCGAGGCGCGUGUGGCGGAGGGAGUGGCGCGGCAACAUAAAAGAUGGGCACGCACAGGCUGCAUGCUCCAAUUGGAUGGGUGGACGGAUCGGAAAGGACGGCCACACUUGAAUGUGAUGGUCUCCUUUCCGACCGGUGUGGUUUUUUGGAAAUCCCACUGCAUGUCGGGAAAGGAGAAAGGAUCAGAGGCGUACUUCAACAUCCUGUCGCAGUCAAUCAAGGAGGUUGGCGAGAAAGUUGUGGUCGGUGUCAUCAUGGACAAUGCGGCCGUGUGUGCAAGAGCGGGAAGGCUGGUGGAGGACACAUUUCCCACCAUCUUUCAUGUACCAUGCGCAGCGCAUUGCCUGGACCUCAUGUUGCACGACAUCGGGCGGACCGACUGGGUGAAGGAGGUUGUGGGAAAGGGCAAUGACGUGGUGAAGUUCUUCAUGAACCACCAGCGCGAACGUGACAUCUUCUACGUGCACUCCGGCGGGAGGCAAAUGUUGCGGCCUGCUGCAACACGGUUCGCUACAAAUUUUCAUAUGCUCGACCACCUAAAAAAGCAACGCAAUGCACUGGUUGCCACGGUCAGACACGAUGCUCGUUGGAAGCCGACCGUCGUACCUCAUGUGCAGCGCGACACAUUCCACGAGAUGGAGGAGAUUGUCCUUGAUGGAGCGGGCUUUUGGGAGGGCGUCAACAAAGUUAUCUCCGCUGUUUAUGACAUUGUCCUGCUGCUGAAGGUGGUGGACGGCACUGGACCCACCAUCAGCAAAUUAUAUGCGAGGAUGGACAAGGCAGUGGAAAGAUUGCGGGGCAAUCCAAAAUUGCCAAAGGAUGAGCGGGAGGACAUCAAGGAAAUGAUCAUGCGCCGAUGGAAUGUGAUGACCACGCCGCUGCAUUGUGCAGCAUUGUUCUUGGAUCCGGAGUACCGCUCGUGGAAUAUGUACCUGCUUGAUACCUUGCAGCAGAUGCCCGAGAUGGGCCAAGAUGUGAUUGACUGGGAUGACCCGCCCACCGAGGAAGAGCAGGAGCAGGCUGAGCGGGCGAAGUUGGCUGAGUGCAGAUUGAAGCGGAUCGAGUCGAGUGGGGAGGAUGCUGCUCCACCUCCAGAUGAAGGGGGUGACGAAGGCGGGGACGAGGCUGCUGAUCAUCGCCGUGAGCCGUGUGAGCUGGAUGCCAUUGAGGAUGGGCACGCGGAAGACUGGAGAGGAUUAACGAAGGCAGGCAUGUAUAUGGCCUCACGUUCGCAUAGACAAGCGCGCAAGAAGGCACGGUCCUUGGGAACAGCAGAGCAUAUGCGCAAGCAUAUGAAGAGAGGUGGUGUAGCAGAUCCUCGUGAUGCUGCAACAGCAGCGCAGGUUGGGCAGCAAGAAAAACGCGGAAGAGGCAGGCCGCGAAAAUACGUGGCCCCCGAGAAUGGAGAAGCUUCGAAUCUGGCUUCUAUAGAGGAAGUUCAGGAAGAUGCAGAGGAGUGCAGCGAUAGCGACAGCGAGGAGGAGAACGAAGGAGAGGGGGGUGGUCUCCAACGAAAGAGACAACGAGAUGGAGGACAAUCUGAAGAGGCCGCUGGUGUUGCUACAUCUGAAUAUGGCACAAGUGAUGAAGAACGCCCUAUCGAGUAAACUUUUAGUAAAGCUAUGUUCUUUCA